This is a messenger RNA of Eleginops maclovinus (Patagonian blennie), 1207 nucleotides long. RefSeq names its product migration and invasion enhancer 1-like. The transcript is spliced from 4 exons. The record is from RefSeq and is a predicted model, not a curated record. NCBI's taxonomy places the organism in Eukaryota, Metazoa, Chordata, Actinopteri, Perciformes, Eleginopidae. Gene Ontology annotation, cellular component: cytosol. Gene Ontology annotation, biological process: negative regulation of apoptotic process; positive regulation of filopodium assembly.
CUGCCCGUCUCGCUGUCAUAAAACCAGCGCACACACCGAGUGAAACGCACAGCUACAGUUGAGGAAUUGCUACUACUGCUACUACUACGAUGGGGGUGAAAAUUAAAGUCGAAUACUGUGGUAGAUGAGGGUACGAACCCCGCUAUCAAGAGCUCGCCACUGUUGUCAAGGAAGAGUUCAAAGAUGCGGAGGUGUCGGGCUUCGUGGGAAGACAAGGAAGCUUUGAGGUUGAAAUCAACGGGAAGCUGAUCUUCUCCAAGAUGGAACAAGGAGGGUUUCCAUACGAGGAUGACAUAAUGAAUGCAGUUCAGAUGGCUCAUGAUGGUAAACCUGUGGAGAAGAUCACCAAAAGUCGAUCCCCGUGCAUCAUCAUGUAAACCUCCCUCAAGUUUGCAGCAUCAAGACAGGCCAGUGCAACAUCAUACCGCCAGUACCACCUCAGGUUUACACCCUAACCAUAAUAUAAAUGGCCGGAGAUAAAAAAAAAUGCUGUAUACAAACCCAACAGAUAUGUGCUUCCUCCACUAGCUGCUGUCUUAAAUGCUGACCACCAAACGUCUUGCUCCCCCUCUUUGCUCUCAUUGUGGUGCUUCAGGCUGCUAAUGAUUACUAUGACCCAAAGAAUUUAAAGGUUACAGUAUGAUGAAUUCAUUCCUAGAAGUUCCUUAUAAUAAGAGCUGAGACGGGGAGACGAUGGUUAUUUGAAAUCACUUCACUUUUCUUACUGCCUCAUUGUCUGGCAUUCUCUUACUGCCUCAUUGUUGUUGUUUUAGGGUUACUGAUCUCCCUUGUAAUUACACAUUUUCAUUGAAUGCAAGUAAAACUGUUAAUAUCUGCAAUCUGUUCUAAGAUUUUAUCAUUGUUUUUAAUACUCAUUACUGUAAAAGUUGUGGAUAAUGAAGCAAUGUUAUAUAAUUGUGGGUAACUAAAUGCAAAAUUAUGCUUACAAUGCUUAUGACUUCAUACUUGUGAAACUGGUCUAAACAGUCUAAACUUCUGAUGUUCUUUUGUUUGUUUUUUACAAUAAACUCCUCAGUUCAAACUGGUCAGGUACUAGAGCAAUCAUCUGAAGUGCGUCUGAAGACCACCAACCACUGGUCUGUCAGCUCUCACUAUUGUUUGUCAGCUCUUUUUGUCUUAAGUCAUUUAACAUGGUUAAAUCAGAUGUCAAGACUGUAGGGUUUAAAUAAAGGUAAGAUUUCUUCAA